AUGGCUUGCGCAUUGAGAUGCAGAGUGCUGUCGUCGCACCUGUUCUUCUCGGCUUAUCAACGUGACUUGGAUGAGGUUAGCGACUUUGGGACCCGAGAUUUCGACGAGGCCUCCGACCUACUCACCCGCAGCCUCCUCUAUGGAUACCCCAAGCAUGAGCGGGUAAGUAAAAGCCGGUCGGUCCACUGGCGCUUUGAUGAUGACGCUGACACGGCGGUGCAGAGGGCAAUAGGAGACCACUUGAAAAUCAAACUGCCUACACCUUCGGAAAUUCACAAGAAGAGAGUUCAGAAGAUGGUAGAAUGGUUCAAGUAUCCUGGAAUGAGAUUCAUCUUAAAGAAGAAGAAGAAGAAGAAGUGCAAACGUGACCUGGAUGAGGUUGAUGACCUGGACGCCCGCGACUUUGACGCGCCUUACGAUCUGGAAGCCCGGCAUAUCGAGGUACUCACGGCCAGAGGUGACGAGCUCGAGCUUUCUGACCUUGUCGCCCGCAAGAUCUUGGAAAACUUAGGCACCGAGUUUUUCAUCAGCAGCCGCGCCCCAGAGAAUCGACAUGAUUUUGAUGAGGGGUACGGGUUGGAGGUGCGCGACAUUGGCAUUGAUGAGGAGUGUGAAUAG
Molecule: messenger RNA, 618 nt
Organism: Clonostachys rhizophaga
Lineage: Eukaryota; Fungi; Ascomycota; Sordariomycetes; Hypocreales; Bionectriaceae
Source: the annotation of a GenBank genome assembly